This is a messenger RNA of Macadamia integrifolia, 675 nucleotides long. RefSeq lists its product as uncharacterized. The transcript has 3 exons. Bases 1 to 675 code for a protein of 224 amino acids. Gene Ontology annotation, molecular function: nucleic acid binding; RNA-DNA hybrid ribonuclease activity. The record is from RefSeq and is a predicted model, not a curated record. Lineage: Eukaryota; Viridiplantae; Streptophyta; Magnoliopsida; Proteales; Proteaceae.
AUGGUGUGUGACCCGUUAUCCUUCGGGUCGGAGUACGAUGUGAGCGACUGGUGGACACCAGAAGUGGAGGAGCAUGAUCAAGAAUGUGCUUGUGACCACUAUGCUUAUGCCGCAUCAGGAAUUGAUCAGAAGGCUGCCUCCCCCAUAAUUGUUCUUAAGGUGGAUUUGCAUAAAGCUUAUGAUUCGUUGACCAAGAAGUUCUUGUUUGAGGUAAUGGAAAAAAUGGGCUUUCCCGACAAAUUUCUUGGCUGGAUCAAGGCUUGUGUUAGCACUCCUAUGUUUUCAGUCCUCAUCAAUGGGAACCCAACUGGUUACUUCUCUGGUGGACAGUGUAUUAGACAAGGUGACCCUCUAUCACCUUAUCUUUUCACUUUGGCCAUGGAGGUAUUUUCAGGGGAAUAUGGUCUUGACCUCCCUUGGAUAAAGUUGAAUAUUGAUGGCUGCUCCUUAGGAAACCCAGGUAAAGCAGGCACAGGGGGUGUCUUUAGAAAUGAAAAUGCUGAAGUCAUCCUAAAUUUCAGAGAUGUAAUAAGAGUGAAGUCAAAUUUUGAAGCAAAAAUUAUGGCUGUAAUCUCUGGUUUGGAACAUGCAAGAUCCAUCAAAGAUCAGAAACUUUGGAUUGAGAGUGAAUCAGUGGCUGUGGUCACCCUUCUUUCUCGUGGCUUUGUACCCUAG